GCCGGACGCAUGUGCUGAGCUCUCACUAUGAACGCUAUCGUUGCCCUCUGCCAUUUUUGUGAGCUCCACGGUCCUCGCACCCUCUUUUGUACCGAGGUUCUGCAUUCACCGCUUCCCCAAGGUGCAAGCAGCGGGGACAUCUCCGGGCAGAAUGAGCAGGCGGAGGAGGAGGAAGGCGGCAUUCAGAUGAGCAGUCGGAUCCGCUCGCACAGCCCGGCAGAAGGUGCCAGCGCUGACUCCAGCAGCCCGGGGCCGAAGAAGUCAGACAUGUGCGAGGGUUGCCGCUCUCUUGCAGGAGGACAUCCUGGAUAUGUCAGCCACGACAAAGAAACUUCCAUCAAGUACGUCAGUCACCAGCACCCAAACCACCCCCAGCUGUUCAGCAUCGUGCGCCAGGCCUGCGUCCGCAGUCUGAGCUGUGAGGUCUGCCCAGGACGUGAAGGCCCUAUUUUUUUCGGAGAUGAACAGCAUGGUUUUGUGUUCAGCCACACCUUCUUUAUCAAAGACAGCCUGGCUCGAGGUUUCCAGCGCUGGUACAGCAUCAUCACAAUCAUGAUGGACCGGAUUUACCUCAUCAACUCCUGGCCUUUCUUGUUGGGAAAAAUUAGAGGCAUCAUUGACGAGCUUCAGGGCAAAGCACUUAAGGUGUUUGAAGCAGAGCAGUACGGGUGCCCUCAGCGUGCCCAGCGGAUGAACACGGCCUUCACUCCCUUCCUGCACCAGCGGAACGGCAAUGCGGCCCGGUCCUUAACGUCACUGACCAACGAUGAAAACCUGUGGGCAUGUUUGCAUACUUCCUUCGCUUGGCUUUUGAAAGCUUGCGGCAGCAGACUUACAGAGAAGCUUCUGGAGGGAGCACCAACAGAAGACACCCUCGUUCAGAUGGAGAAACUCGCAGACCUGAAAGAAGAGUCAGAAGGCUGGGAUGGUUCUGAGGAAGAAAAGCCUGCUCCCCAGCCAGAUGUUGUGGAAGGGCAGGAGCUGUCUAAAUGCUCACCUGAAACACCUCUGAUGCCAGAUUGCAACAGCUGGAAUGUAGCUCACAGAAGGCUGUCUGUCUUUCGCUCUCUCAGGCACAUGAGACAGGUUCUUGGGGCAUCAGCAUUCCGCAUGCUGGCGUGGCAUGUUCUGAUGGGGAACCAGGUUAUCUGGAAAGCUCGAGACAUGGAUCUUGUCCAGUCUGCUUUUGAUGUACUACGGACUAUGCUGCCUGUUGGUUGUGUGCGAAUCAUCCCCUACAGUGACCAGUACGAAGAGGCCUAUCGGUGUAACUUCCUAGGGCUCAGCCCACAUGUCCAAAUCCCAUCCCACAUAUUAUCAUCCGAGUUUGCGGUCCUUGUGGAAGUUCGCACUGCUACCCGGUCCAGUCUCUACCCCACUCUGUUUGAUGAUGAGCAGUCCCUCAACAAGUACGAGUUUGUUGUCACCAGCGGUAGCCCUGUUGCAGCAGAUCGAGUUGGCCCUACAAUCUUGAACAAGAUCGAAGCUGCCCUGACCAACCAGAACCUUUCUGUAGACGUUGUGGAUCAGUGCCUUGUUUGCCUGAAGGAGGAGUGGAUGAAUAAAGUGAAGGUCCUCUUUAAAUUCACUAAAGUGGACAGCAGACCCAAGGAGGAUACCCAAAAACUGCUGAGCAUUCUGGGAGCUGCAGAGGAGGACAAUGUCAAGCUGCUCAAGUUCUGGAUGACUGGCCUGAGCAAGACGUACAAGUCCCACCUGAUGUCAACAGUUCGCAGCCCGACGUCCUCGGAGUCCCGGAACUGAAGGGUGCCCAAACCUCACUUGCUGCCUUCAGAUAAUCGCAGGGAACCCUGAGUUGCCACUGCUGAGCCCGCAGCGCGUGCGUUAGGCGGAUAGUGAAACUUCGUCACUGUUCUUCUGGUCCUCAAAACUAACUUGAAGAGCGACUUGAGUCUUUUCUAAUUGCUGUGAGACUGGACUAAUAAGUGCUAAUAAAUAGUGCUGCUGUCUGCCCUGAAACUCAACUCUAAAUCUAGACCUGCACACUCAAGACUAAAAUACAGCAACACUCAUAGAAUGGGUGUGAAUUAAUUAAAAUCCUGUACUGUCCUCAUUCAGCAUUACGGUGUGGCAGUAGACCUCGGUUUUAGAUUUCAUUGGCAAGACUCGGAUACCUGUGACAACAUCCGGAACUCCUGGGAGUGGAUCUAGUUAAUCUCUCCAAAUCCCACGUAAAUCUCCUGAAUGCUUGUGAGAACAAGAACCAAAAA
Opisthocomus hoazin is the source of this 2231-nucleotide messenger RNA. NCBI's taxonomy places the organism in Eukaryota, Metazoa, Chordata, Aves, Opisthocomiformes, Opisthocomidae. The record is from RefSeq and is a predicted model, not a curated record.